Lycium barbarum (goji berry) is the source of this 919-nucleotide messenger RNA. RefSeq names its product G-type lectin S-receptor-like serine/threonine-protein kinase At4g27290. The transcript has a single exon. NCBI's taxonomy places the organism in Eukaryota, Viridiplantae, Streptophyta, Magnoliopsida, Solanales, Solanaceae. Gene Ontology annotation, biological process: recognition of pollen. The record is from RefSeq and is a predicted model, not a curated record. The annotation marks the transcript as partial.
UACGUUGGCAUAUGGUACAAGAAGAUAGAACCUAGAACUGUCGUUUGGGUUGCAAAUAGAGACAUUCCACUAAAUGACACUUCAGGAGUGUUAACACUCAAGCCCAAUGGGAUUCUUGUACUUGUCAACAGUUCCAAUGCAUCAAUUUGGUCAUCAAACUCAUCAAGAUCCUUAAAGAAUCCAAAGGCGUGGCUCCUGGAUUCUGCUAACCUUGUUGUAAGUGAUGGAAAUGACAAAGACCCCAGAAUUAAUUUCGCGUGGCAGAGUUUUGAUUAUCCAGGAAAUACAUUAUUACCUGGCAUGAAGAUAGGAAAAAAUUUGGUCACGGGCAUGGAUAGGUCCGUAACGUCAUGGAAGAGCACGGAUGAUCCUACUCCUGGUGAAUAUGUAGACCGUGUUGAUUCUCAUGGAUGGCCGCGAUUACUCGUGUCCAGAAAUUCAUCUAUAAUAUUUAGCUCAGGGCCAUGGAAUGGUAUUGCAUUUAGUAGUAGUCCUAACAGUAAAGCAAAAGCAUAUUACACUUUCGAGUUUAUUGUUAAUCAGCAGGAAAUUUACUACAAAUACGAGCUUAAGAAUGAGUCCAUGCCCACCAGGGUGGUGCUCAACCCGGCUGGGGUGAUAGAACACCUGACAUGGAUUGAGCACACUCAGAGCUGGUUUCUCUACUUGACAGCACAACUUGAUAAUUGUGAUCGUUUUGCUUUAUGUGGACCUUAUUCGAGUUGCAAUAUCAAUAACUCCCCUCCAUGUGACUGUCUGAAAGGUUUCACGCCUAGGUACGUAUUUUUUAAACUAUGUGCCCAUCUAACCUUAAGCUGUUGGAGAUAACACAAUUUUGAUAACUUAGUUAUGUCUUCAUACUCCCCUCACUUUUAGGCUUGAUUUUUUUUUCUUAGACCAAACACGUGGAUUUAUUUUU